GCAAGCCGAACACUUUUUGUCGGCGGUGGCUGAGAGUGUAAAAUUUGUCGGCGGCGGCUGCUAAUCGGCGUUAAGCCGUUUUUAAACCGGCUCGAAAAAAUUUUCGGCUGCGCUGAAUUAUAAUCACAAAAUUGAUGUAAUAAACCCUGCCUUACCCUAUAAUCUAUAAACUGUUGUAUCGUCAUUAUCAACUAACACUGAACAUACCUACUGCAAAAAAUUUUAAAACAGCUGAUUAGAAAAUAUAAACAAACAACCGGCAUUAGAAGAAUUCUAAUAUAUUUUUUAAUUAUUUAUUAAAAUCGAAAUUAAUUUAUAAAUAUUUCAUCAAGAUGCUUCAAACUAAACAUCUACUGCAACAAUACACUAUAGUUGUUAACAUUUUACGCAAAUAUACCGCCAAACCUGAACUGAAAACUUUCACUCAAAAAAAGCAAUAUUAUGGUGACUUAUUUCCCGAUAAAUUACUCAAUAAAAAACAAAAGACACCCUCCCACUUGUACAUUACUAAUGAGCAGACCGCUCAUCAAAUCAAUAAACAUUUAGAGCCCUUUUUUCAACAAAGUCCUUGCGAUACAAUUCUAGAGUUAAAUCCCGGUAUUGGAGCAUUCACACGCCGUCUCUUAGAUAAUGAGGAGAAAUUCAAGAAAAUUAUUCUUAUGGAAACUAUGGAUUAUUUUAUGGGCAAUUUACAGGAAAUGCAUACUUUAUAUCCCGAAAGAGUCAAGGUUAAACAGGGUGAUUUGGUAAACAUUUGGAAAUUGGUCUAUCAAGAUAAAAUGGAUAAUGGCUCGAGAGUGCAGGAUUUAUUGCGUGAUAUACCUAAUAAGCAAUUUGAAGAGGAUCCUAAUAUCUUGUUAUUUGGAGCUGUAGGUUCUUAUCAAUUUUUCAAACACCUUAUAAAUUCGAUUAUAUUUCAAAAUAGUUUUCUUAAUCUGGGCAGAGCUGAAAUGUAUUUUGUGGUACCACCUCCCAUAUAUUUGCAUUUGACUUGUACCAGCGAAAUUGGUUAUAUGAUCUACAGAUCUACCUCUAUUUUAUUUCAAAUGUUAUUUGAAUAUCGUUUUAUUGCUCGUUUGCCCAGAGAUGAAUUUCUGCCCGCACAAACUGAAUAUAAUUUCACAAAAGGAAGUAAGCUAGGAAGGGUACGUUCUGUUAAUCCUGAAUUUCUAUAUUUGGUAAGAAUCAUACCGCGUCGGGAUAUUUACAAGUAUGUAGCACCUGAGGAUAUGCCUUCACUAUGGUAUUUUGUAAAACAAAAUUGUAUAAGCAGACGCAAUCGUAUCAUACCAAAUCUGGAAAAAUGGAUACCAGGCUGUGGACCCCGCCUAAUAAUUAAUGCUGAAGAACCUAAACCCUCAGUACCGCUAUACGAUGAUGAAGAUGUUGCAAAGCUACCAAAAUAUUCAUCACGUUGUUGUACUAUUAACAAUAACGAUUACUAUCCAAAUAUCAAUAUUUAUACACAAUUUGGUGAUUUAAGCGCUAGUCAAAUGUUAACAUUAUUCUCAUUAUUCCGCAAAUGGCCGGAAUAUAAAGAAAGUUCAUUUUUGGCUUCUUUCGAAAAUAGUAUGAUUAAAAUGGAAGCUUCUGCAGAAGACUCUGUAGAAGGUAUAGCCGAAGAGGAUGAUGACAUAACGGCAGAACAGACACCCGAAGAUGAUGGGGUAACAACAACAGUACAAAAGGUCAAUGCUAAACGCUCUAGAAAAACUAUAAAAGAAGUCUAACGUUAAAAAUAGUAAUGAUGGCGAUUUAUUAUUGGAAAUAUUUUUGUAAUUGUCUUCUUUAAUUCUAUUUUAAAUUUAUAUUGUUAAAGUUAAAUAAUAAUAGUUUAUUUUUGUUAAAAAACAAGAAAAAUAUUUGUGAAAACCAGUUUCUUUAUUUCCGUCCUGGACAACGUCCCUGUAUGGCUCUCUUACAACCACGAGCACAUAAAUCGACAUUGGUCAAGUCAUACGAAUGCUGAGGUUCUUCACCAAAACGUGAUUCCAAUGAUAUGGACAAUUUAACACAGUCCACGUGCAAAGUUUGAGGAUUAACACCAAUUACAUAGGAGAGAUGGGCAUUUUGACAAGCUCCAGCUUUACCAAAUUCAUAACAAACACCUUUAAUUUUAAUCUGACCAUCGACUUUACAAUCGUUUGCUAUGCAAAUGGGUAAAACCGCGUUAUCGCC
This is a messenger RNA of Lucilia cuprina (Australian sheep blowfly), 2178 nucleotides long. It is a transcript of the gene mtTFB2, whose product is annotated as dimethyladenosine transferase 2, mitochondrial. NCBI's taxonomy places the organism in Eukaryota, Metazoa, Arthropoda, Insecta, Diptera, Calliphoridae. Bases 333 to 1730 code for a protein of 465 amino acids. Gene Ontology annotation, biological process: transcription initiation at mitochondrial promoter; rRNA methylation. The record is from RefSeq and is a predicted model, not a curated record. Gene Ontology annotation, cellular component: mitochondrial matrix. Gene Ontology annotation, molecular function: rRNA (adenine-N6,N6-)-dimethyltransferase activity; mitochondrial transcription factor activity. The transcript is spliced from 6 exons.